AUGGCCAACAUUAACGAGAAGAAACUACAGUCCGAGAACAAGCAUGUUGAAAACGUCGAGGCUGAGGCGCUGUCGCCCGAUUUUGAGCAGGAGAUUAUCUCUUAUGCCCCUCGCCUGCGAGGAAGAUCCUUGACGAUGAUGCUGGCCUUCGUGGCUGGUACAGGUUUUACUCUGUUCGGGUACGAUCAGGGUGUCAUGAGCGCCCUUCUGACCGCCCCACAAUGGGAAAAGGUCUUUCCCCAGACUGUCACAUCGGACGAACACCCAAACCAUGCUACUCUUCAGAGCUUCAUUGUAGCUAUCUACGAGAUAGGCUGUCUCAUUGGCGCUCUCUCAAACCUUUGGGUUGGAGACAAAUUGGGCAGACGGAAGACUAUCUUUGUCGGCGGAGUCAUCAUGAUUAUCGGUGCCAUAUUGCAGGCUUCAUCGUUCAGUUAUGCUCAGAUGGUAGUGGCACGAAUUGUCACGGGCUUUGGGAAUGGUCUUAACACCUCAACUGUACCCGCAUAUCACGCUGAAUGUAGUGCCGCGGAACACCGAGGCGCCUACAUUAUGAUAGAGGGAAGCUUGAUCACUUUCGGUAUCAUGGUUUCAUAUUGGAUAGACUUUGCGCUGUUCUGGGCCGGUAACUCGUCUGCACAAUGGAGGGUCCCCAUUGCACUCCAAAUCUUCUUCGCCCUCGUUCUUAUCUUCGGCGUCACCCUUUUACCAGAGUCGCCGCGAUGGCUGGUCAAGCAUGGACGUGACGCAGAAGCACUCGCCGUGAUCUCAGCUUUAGACGACAAACCUCAUGAUGAUGCAGAGGUCCGGCGUGUGUACCACGGUAUUCGCGAAGCUAUCAUGAUUGAAGGUGACGACAGUGGAAAGACGAGUAUGAGCGAGCUUUUCCACAAUGGACCGAGCCAGAACUUCCGUCGCGCAGCGCUCGGAGUCAUCGUACAGUGCUUCCAGCAAAUUACCGGUAUCAAUCUAAUUACUUACUACGCUACACUCCUCUUCGAACGUCUCGGUCUGGACGACGUCAAGUCUCGUAUCAUCGCAGCAUGUAAUGGUACCGAGUAUUUCAUGGCUAGCAUUAUCGCCAUUUUCCUCAUCGACCGCGUGGGCCGUCGCCCACUCAUGCUAUGGGCUGCCCUCGGGCAAUGCCUCACCAUGGUCCUGCUGGCCAUCCUCGGGGCUGUCGACAAUUCGGCGACACAGAUUGUGUCUGCUGUGCUUCUGUUCGUCUUCAAUUCAUUCUUUGCGGUUGGAUGGUUGGGAAUGACUUGGCUAUACCCUGCUGAAAUCGUUGGCCUCCGUAUUCGUGCACCAGCUAACAGUCUAAGCACCGCCAUGAAUUGGACUGCCAAUUUUUUGGUGGUCAUGAUCACCGGCCCAUCCUUUCAAAAUAUCGGUUUCUACACCUAUGUCGGCGAGUUUUUUGCCGUGCUGAACGCCUUUAUCAUCCCCAUUGUGUACCUUUUUUUCCCAGAAACUGCUGGGCGUUCAUUAGAAGAUAUGGACCUUAUUUUCGCUAUUGCAUAUCGUGAGGGCGUUUCUCCGGUAGGAGUAUCGCUCCGCAAAGACCUCCCUAUUGCUGGAACACCAGAGGCCGAUGAGAUUCUGGGUAUCAAGCGCACCACGCCACAGAACGAGAAGGAGCCCACCGCUACGCCACAAUCGGAUUGA
This is a messenger RNA of Stereum hirsutum FP-91666 SS1, 1668 nucleotides long. RefSeq names its product general substrate transporter. Bases 1 to 1668 code for a protein of 555 amino acids. The record is from RefSeq and is a predicted model, not a curated record. NCBI's taxonomy places the organism in Eukaryota, Fungi, Basidiomycota, Agaricomycetes, Russulales, Stereaceae. The transcript has 13 exons. Gene Ontology annotation, molecular function: carbohydrate:proton symporter activity. Gene Ontology annotation, cellular component: membrane. Gene Ontology annotation, biological process: transmembrane transport; carbohydrate transport.